Balaenoptera acutorostrata (minke whale) is the source of this 1116-nucleotide messenger RNA. It is a transcript of the gene EFCAB9, whose product is annotated as EF-hand calcium binding domain 9. Gene Ontology annotation, cellular component: cytoplasm; sperm principal piece. The record is from RefSeq and is a predicted model, not a curated record. Gene Ontology annotation, molecular function: calcium ion sensor activity. Gene Ontology annotation, biological process: flagellated sperm motility; sperm capacitation. The transcript is spliced from 5 exons. The coding region runs from base 510 to 1079 and encodes 189 amino acids. NCBI's taxonomy places the organism in Eukaryota, Metazoa, Chordata, Mammalia, Artiodactyla, Balaenopteridae.
UCUGGGAGGCCCACCGUGUCUCGUGGCUCCCAAAAUUUCUGCGGGAGCGAAAGGGGAAGCAGAUUGGUUAUUCGCGAGCGCCCACUGAUUGCUGUCCAAAGACCAAAAAGGCGAACCGGCAUUAAUCAUUGAAUCCGCCCCGUAACUGCCCCGCGCGGCUGCUCUGCUCGCGCCCACUUUUAAGGUGGGAGCGCCCGGCGGGCGAGGGCACUAGCCCCGGGCUGCACAUCCUGCUGGCGGAUCCGGUGCGGAUUGCUCGGCGUGGUGCUGCCUCCUAGCGCGGGAAAUGCUGCGCCCUUGCGGCGGCGGUCAGUCCCUGAAGACCCAGGCUCCCCGGCUCGCCUCCUGCUUCCCAGGGGCUCUGCCCCACCGAGAUCCACCAACCGGCCAGGAUUACAGGGCGAAGUGAGAGCGCUCCUUGGGGACUUACUUAUCACAUGCUUCCUGCUGGAUCUUCAGAUAUAUCUGCAUAUUAGGUUGCCAGAGUCUUCGGCUUAAAGGGCACCAUAAUGAAACUGAAGCAAGGAUCGUUUCUGUGGUACCUCUAUCUGGAUAAACUAUAUUGCUUAUUAUCCGUGAGAAAUGUGAAGGCUUUGGUGCAGUAUUUUCACCUUCUUGAUGUGCACCGCAAGAAAACCUUGAAUGAUGUGCUAUUCUACCACUUCCUUCAUCACGUGACUGACCUGAAACGGAACCAGAUCACAAUCGUGUUUAACAUGCUGGACUGGAAUGCUGUGGGCGAGAUUGGUUUUGACCAGUUCUACAUGCUGGUUUGCAUACUGCUGGCACAGGAGAACCAUUUGGAAGAGCAAUUUAUUUUCCGCCAUUCCCGGCCUGUUUUUGAGCUGCUUGACCUGGAUGGGGAGCUGAAAAUUGGCCCAUCCAACUUCCACAUGUACAACUUUCUCUUCAAUAUUAAAAAACAGCAACUCAGAGACCUGUACCAUGACUUUGACAUCACAGGUGACUGUCGUCUUAAUUACAAGGAAUUUAAGCUGUUUACUAUCUUCUCCAUGGACAAAUACCAGGAGAGUCAGAAGGCAGUGAAAGAGGAGAAAGAAAGCUCUGCCCAAAAAUAAAGUGUCACAAGUUAAUGUGAGCCAAAGAGAGAGUCUU